Engraulis encrasicolus (European anchovy) is the source of this 1959-nucleotide messenger RNA. It is a transcript of the gene pde6gb, whose product is annotated as phosphodiesterase 6G, cGMP-specific, rod, gamma, paralog b. Gene Ontology annotation, cellular component: photoreceptor outer segment membrane. The coding region runs from base 579 to 821 and encodes 80 amino acids. Gene Ontology annotation, molecular function: 3',5'-cyclic-nucleotide phosphodiesterase activity; cGMP binding. The record is from RefSeq and is a predicted model, not a curated record. Gene Ontology annotation, biological process: positive regulation of epidermal growth factor receptor signaling pathway; positive regulation of G protein-coupled receptor signaling pathway; visual perception. Lineage: Eukaryota; Metazoa; Chordata; Actinopteri; Clupeiformes; Engraulidae. The transcript is spliced from 6 exons.
UGCACCAAGUUGGUAGAGUGAAUGACAGCGCUGGGCCUUGGUUAGAAAUUCCUAAGUGCCAUAAAGCUACCAUGUUGUGUAAUGACCCUACAACAUUGAUCUAUUGUCACUUGCUUUCCCUUCAUCUACAGUGCAUCGUUAAACUGGUUGGUGUGGGCAACCGUGGUUAAGGAGAUGGGCUUUAGAUCAGAGCGUUGCAGCACCUCAGAGCAGACCAGCUGGGCAUCAGUGUUGCCGGGCAGCAACGGAAUGGAGUGACAAUGGAGUCGUCAUGGUCACGGGCGCACACAGGCCAUGGUUUCCGUGGUGACCGUGACCCUGAUCUGCGGAGUAGAUGUCCCUCCAGAAACAUCCCCCAUGACGAGAGAUUAGGGUGAUAUGGGCGGCUCUUCCAAAAUCUGCAGAGGGCCCGAGAGUAUAUAAGGAUGUCAUCGCUCCCAUGGUGCCCUCAGCAACCUCAUCAUAUAACCAUCUAGACCUGCACAAGGGAGGCGAAGUUGUUACAACCCGGCUGCGAGAGCACCCCAGGGAGUUUUCUCUAAACUCGACCCAACACCUCCACCAGCACACUGACCGUGAUGGACAGGCUGCCGGCCACCCGGGUCACAGGGGGCCCUGCCUGCCCCCGUAAGGGACCCCCCAAGUUCAAGCAGAGGCAGACUCGCCAGUUCAAGAGCAAGCCCCCAAAGAAAGGCAUCCAGGGCUUUGGUGAUGAUAUUCCUGGAAUGGAAGGUCUGGGCACUGACAUCACCGUCAUCUGCCCAUGGGAGGCCUUCAACCACUUGGAGCUCAACGAGCUGGCAAAGUAUGGUAUCAUCUAAAGGCUGGCACGGCACAGGGACCCAGCAUGGCAUGGCAUGCCCAUCACCAGCACCCCGCAUGGCACACUCACGCACACAUCAUCAGCCUCAGUUCCCACCAUGGGCCUCAAAUCCAAACAGAACACUCCAAUCCAAUUCUCUAUAUGUAAAUGUCAAUGUCAAAACAUUGAAAAUGUAUGUAUGACCACGGCAUUGAUAAAAAGAUAAGAUAAUAUGAAUAAUAUGAAGAAAAAAUACAGCGCACAAAACAAAUACUUUUUCGGUCUCUCUUUUUUUCAGUAUCCUGCAGGACACUGUUCACACGUAUCUAUCUCAGUGGUAGUGGCUCAGCAGCAUACGUGCCCUCUUGAAACCCAAGUAGCCCCUCACUUUGCUACAGCUCUGGCCCAGUUUUGGGCCGUGUCUGGCUCAGAUGUCAGUAGCCGUACUGGGGAAUGUCUCCUCUGCCUGCUCAGCUCUGCCCUCUGUCUCUAGAGCAGCAGUACUCCUCAUCAGCAGCAGCAGCAGAAGCAUCUCUCUGACCAUCUCAUAUCUCUUCCCAGCACAUUUUUCUUUAUUUUCUUUCCUGCUUUUCUUUAUUCUUUUUUUAUCUCCUUUCUUCCCUUUUUUUCAUCUGGAACGAAACAUAUUCAAGCUAAGCAAGCCUCAAAAUGAGUUGAAGCAAUUCAAACAAGCGGUGCACCCAUGGAAUGCAAAAGGGCUUCUCAUUUCAUGUGUCCUGGUGUCUCUUUGAGACCACCUACCCUGAGAUUAAAUGAAUUAAAAAGCUGAUCUGAGUCCUGUAUAGUUACAGGUCAUGCUGCUUAUUUUGCAUUGAUGAGCAUAAUAGUUCCUGACACGAUGACAGCCUUCCCUUUUCCCCUUCCACUGGUCAUGCACUCAACAAUUGACAUCAAUACAAUCUUCUAAUGUCCACUGUUUACCUGUAGCCACAAUCUAAGUUUGUAUGAUGGAUGACACGCUCACCUGUUGUACGGUCACAAAGCUGUUUUCUCAGGGAUGUUCCCAGCUUGCAUGUGAUUCCUGGUCAUGAGAGGUGUUUGAGGUUCAGUAUAGGGUAAUGCAUGUUCCUCCUGCCAUCUCCACUCCACCACAGUCAGGCGGUAUAUGGCCUGGGCAGGGGGUCCUCCUGCUAUUA